UCACCACUUUUUGCUCUUCUCUCUCUCUCUCUCUCUCUCUCUAUCUCCAUAACCUAGUUACCUUUGGUCCGAAGGCUUCUUUACGUUCUUCACACCCCUAAACUCGGAAGAGGCCCGUAUGCUCAUCAAUGGCGGAUCCAGAGCCAAAAUCAAACCCCAGUAAGUCCUACUCUGUCUUCCUCUGUAAAUCUCUCUUCAUUGCAUUAGUUCUUGUUAGUCUUCCUCUUUUCCCUUCCCAAGCCCCUGAAUUCAUCAGCCAAACUAUACUCACCAAGCUAUGGGAACUUCUUCACCUCCUAUUCAUUGGCAUUGCUGUAUCUUAUGGCUUGUUUGGACGGAAAAACGCAGAAAUCGACCGCGAAAUUCAGCCAAAACUGGAUAGUUCUCAAACGUAUUUGUCCGGGAUCUCGCAUAUCUCGUCUAUUUUUGAUAAUGUGUAUGAAAACCCGUAUGGGUCUGAUGAGAAAAGAAUGAUCCAAAAUCGAAACACCCGGGACUUGGAAAAUGGGCUUGAAAACCCAUAUGGAUUUGAUGAGAAAAUAAUGAUUCAAACUGAGAAAUCUCAGCACUUGGAAAGCGAGUGGAGAAAACCCAGAUCGUUAAAUUUCCAGAAGGAUUUAGAAACUGCUUUUAUGGAUGAGAAAAAGGUGAGCGAAACAGAGUGUUGUCUGUAUUUUAACAGUGAGUCCAUAGUGUUUGUUUCUCAGGAAAACUCGGUUCUUGAUGAAUGGGGUGAAAAACCUAAAGGGGAAAUUUAUUAUAAACCCUUAGGGUUGCCUGUUCGGAGCCUGAGAUCAAGAAUUGUAGACCAUGAUAUUCCUGAAUAUUUAAAGGGAAAUGGGUCUGGUUCAGAUUCCAAGGGUUCUAGUAAGGAUUCUGGUAAAAUUGGGUUUAGGGGUCUAACUCCCAUAAAUUUGGAUCAGAAGUUCAAGGAAACUGUUUCCUUAACUUCCUCCAGUGGGGAUUCAAGAUCAUAUAGGAGUGAAGUGAGAGAAGAUAAGAUUAGUAGUAAUACUUUUGUAUCAGUUGGGAAAUCUGAAUCUGACCAUAUCAAUUCACAUUCUUUUUGGUCCCCAAUUUUCUCCCAAACAAGUCCUAAGCCUUCACCCUGGUGUUCAAAGGAAAUUCCGGACUCAGAAGACGAAGGUUUGGAGGGAAAUGGUGAUGAAUCAUCGGUAACUAUGAGAACGCGGGGAUUCAGCAUUGGAUCCAUGUCUGAGAUGAAACCGCAGAGAAAGUGUGAUCCAUGUCCGAAGGAAAUUCAAGGCUCAGAAAAGGAAGGCUUGGAGGGAAUCCGUGAAGAAUCAUCGGUUACAAUGAAAACGCGGGGAUUCAGCAUUGGAUCCUUGUCUGAGAUGAAAGUGCAGAGAAAGCGCGAUGAGAAAUUGAAGGGCUUUAGUAAGAGUAAGAGGGAGGAACCAAUGGGCAGAGGAAACUGGGGUGUGGAAUCAUGGAAAACUGAGGAGAAACCCAAGUCCCCGGUCAAGCCUUUUCUGAGGGGAAAAUCAGUUAGAACCAUUAGAGCAAGUGAAAAUGUUUUGGAAGGUCCGAAAAUGGGAGACAUUUACUUGGAUCAUUUGGAGGGCAAGGUGGGAAAGAAGACUAGUUGUGACAAGUUUGAAUCAAGACAGAAUCUUGAUAAUUUUCCUCGAAAGCAAAGAUCAAAACUGUCCAAACAUCAUAAUGGAGAAAGGCGAGAAUACGUCCAGACUAAUGAAGUUGAGUCCGAAGUGGAUUCAGAGAGUGAGUUUGAGAAAUUUCAAGUGAGCUCGGAAGAUGAAGAAGCUCAAUCUGAGAUUGCCAAUGGUAAAGAAGAAGAAGAAGAAGCAGCAGCAGCAGCAGCUCAAUCUGAGAUUGCCAAUGGUGAAGAGCUUGAUCCCAAUGAGGUUGAUAAGAAGGCUGGUGAGUUUAUAGCCAAGUUUAGAGAGCAAAUUAGGCUACAGAAAAUUGCAUCAAUCAAGGGUGGUAGGUAAGAAUUGUAAGCUUAAAUGAUGAAGAGCUUGAAACAUGAGUAAAUAGAUAUAGAGAAAUACAUACUCCAGAUGUUAAGCUCACAAGACUCAUCUCAACUUCCUUUGAUUCCUGUUCUCAGCCUUUCAGUAAAUUUUAUUUAUGUUUUUGUAUGGGCUGGUUGUUUAAUGUACUAAGUAAAGAAAACCAGAAA
Messenger RNA from Rhododendron vialii, 2164 nucleotides. RefSeq lists its product as uncharacterized. The record is from RefSeq and is a predicted model, not a curated record. NCBI's taxonomy places the organism in Eukaryota, Viridiplantae, Streptophyta, Magnoliopsida, Ericales, Ericaceae. The transcript has a single exon. The coding region runs from base 129 to 1973 and encodes 614 amino acids.